ACACGCUGCCCCUCAACCGGGGGUCCGGUAGCAGGAGCCCCACGGCGAAGCAUGGAGCGCCCCCCUGGCUGCCUGCAGGAGACCCCAGCCCUCGCGGAGGAGAAUGCCAAGUUCCUGAACCUCAUCGGGCCAGGGGAGCUGGAUCAAUGUCUGUUCACCGAAACGCUGGACGUGGUGGCGGCUGAGGCCCAGCCCAGGGACACGGCAUGGGGCCAGUGGUGGGUGUCAGCCCGGUGGGCACCAUACAAGCGGGAGGGUGAGCAGGUGCGGAGCUGCCUCCUGGUGCAGGCCGGGUGCCGCCGCAGGCAGGACGGGGUGCCAGCCUCCAACAGCCUCAAAGCCUAUGUGACCCCAGAGAUGGAGACCCUGGAGCAGGAGGAGCAGGAGUGCCUGGAGCGCAGACUGUACCCUGUAAGGAGGAGGACCCACAUGGUGAGCCACCAGCAUGGGAUGACUGUCACAAAGACCCUCCAGGAGGGAGAGGCAGAGCCACAGUGCUGGAGCUUCAUCUAUAGCCGGGCCGAACUGCGGGGGCUGCUGCCAGAGGGUGCCAGUCUCUUGCUGCUGCGGGUGCUGGCACGCCGGCGGGAGGUGCCUCCCGGCCUCGUCUUCCCGACCAUCAACACCGAGGGCCACCUCUGCACCGUGAGCUACUGUGCCCUGGGUGUCCAGCCGCAGGCGGUGGGCUCGGCGGAGGCAGAGGUGUUUGUGAUCGAGCGAGCCGUGCACGCCGGUGCGGGAGACUCCACCGUCUGGCACAGCAGCUUCCUCCCUAGCGGGCGGCUGGCUCGGCUGGUGCAGGUCGGCAGCCCGAUGGUGAUGUGUCUGCAGGAUGAGCCUGUCCCUGCUACAGAGACAGGUGGAGUCAAGCCCCAGCCCCCCUUCCCAAAGCAGCCCCUGGACUGGGAGGAGGACAUCCAGCUCUUCUCCUGGUUCCUGGACAGAAAGGGGGAGCUGCAAGAGUACCACACUGCCUACAUCCAGCAGCACCCUGAGCUCCAGGUACUCCUGUCCGACUUCCUCCUGGCCCUGCUCCUGCAGCAGCCUCAAGACCCUGUCUCAUUUGCCGCAGAAUUCUUUGGCCACAAGGAGCCCCCCAAAACCCCUUUUACAUCCUCUAGAGCUGCCAACCCCAGCCCCUCACCUUCCCACCCUGUGGCUAACAUGGAAUAAAGCUGCCAGUGCUGCCU
Pezoporus occidentalis (night parrot) is the source of this 1190-nucleotide messenger RNA. RefSeq names its product ciliogenesis associated TTC17 interacting protein (gene CATIP). NCBI's taxonomy places the organism in Eukaryota, Metazoa, Chordata, Aves, Psittaciformes, Psittacidae. The transcript is spliced from 9 exons. The coding region runs from base 52 to 1173 and encodes 373 amino acids. Gene Ontology annotation, biological process: actin filament polymerization; cilium organization. The record is from RefSeq and is a predicted model, not a curated record.